Pieris rapae (cabbage white) is the source of this 3140-nucleotide messenger RNA. RefSeq names its product venom serine protease Bi-VSP (gene CLIP4). The transcript has 9 exons. Gene Ontology annotation, molecular function: serine-type endopeptidase activity. NCBI's taxonomy places the organism in Eukaryota, Metazoa, Arthropoda, Insecta, Lepidoptera, Pieridae. Bases 81 to 1931 code for a protein of 616 amino acids. The record is from RefSeq and is a predicted model, not a curated record. Gene Ontology annotation, biological process: proteolysis.
UAAAACUGGCGGCAAAAGACGCACGCUUUGAAAAUUCUGUGCCGCAAUUUAAUUAAAAAUUAAACUUAAUUGAGUUAAUUAUGUUUCGUGUAUUUUUGUGUAUUUGUUUGUGUGUUCCGAUCGUUUUUGGACAGUUUGGUUUCUACCCGAAUGACCGUCGCUAUCGACAGCCAUACCAAUAUGGAUUCAGUGAAAAUGUACUAAAUCCAAGAAGAAUUCAGCAGAAACUAAGUUCCUUACUCAGUUUCCAACCUGAAACAGAUAACAGCAACGCAGCCUUCAUCUAUCCGUUCAAUAACCGACCGAUAUCUAAUAACCCAUAUAAGAACUAUGAUAACAAUUAUUAUCAAUCUAGUAACGUUCGAUUUCCAACCCUGGGCGAGAAUGUUAGACCAGCAUAUCCUGGUGACAAUACUUUUGGACCAGAUUAUAAAGAAGUUCCAAAACAACCAAAUGGUCUGACAUUUCAAGACUUCAUAAAGCCUUCACCAAUGGGUGAGAAUACCAAUGAACCAGAAAAUCCAGAGAAGCCGUAUGAAAAUGACCCAUACGAACCCAUCACCAAUAGACCCGUUUUCGAUAAAACCACGCAAAAAAUUAAUUACGAUGAAGUUUACAAGCCAGGCUUUUCAAAUCACAGCAGUGGUAUUAUAAUGGGCAGUGUAUCAAAUAAUCCAGUGUUCGGAAGUGUUAUAACACCAGAUUCUCCAAAGUUUGAUACCAGUUCUAAGCCAUCUUUUGAAGAUAGAAACGGUGAAGAAGAGACAACCCUGCCAACAUUGACACCUGUGCCGCCGUCAGAUGCAAGACAAAACAUGAAUUUUGGACCAGCUGGAAUAUUUAAGAACACAUGUGAGACGCUGGAUGGUGGAGUCGGAAAUUGCAUAAAGAUACAAGAGUGUGACAUCUACUAUAAGCUGCUGAAGGAUUCUCGGGAUAAGACGGUUGUAAACAUCUUAAGAAAAUCGCAAUGCGGUUUUGAAGGUCAAAAUCCUAAGGUAUGCUGUCCCUUACCCGGUAUACCAGACGAGCCACCAGCUCCACAGACCACGACAGUUGCUCCUACGCCUCAAGGAAAGUCGGUGGACACAGAUGACGUCACACCAGUGACAGCGCUUCCGGAACCGCCAGUGUGCGGUGUUAGCGAAGCAUCGUUUAGUCGAGUUGUUAAUGGCGUUCCUGCUAAACUUGGUGACUUUCCCUGGAUGGCACUCCUGGGAUACCAUGACAGCCGUGGAGGUCCGGAAACCAGGUGGAAAUGUGGAGGUUCUUUGGUGACGCAACACCACGUUUUCACAGCUGCUCAUUGCAUACAUGGCCAUGAAGAUCUGCUGUACGUAGUGCGUCUAGGAGAGUUGGAUUUAGCAAGUGAAAACGAUGGUGCAGCACCAAUAGAUGUGCUAAUCAAGUCAAAGAUCAAACACGAGAAUUACGACUCAGUAGCCUACACAAAUGACGUCGGUUUACUCAUUUUAGACAAGGACGUACAGUUUACCAAACUAAUAAAACCAAUCUGUAUCCCCCAAAAUCAGAAAUUACGAUCUCUAACUUUCGAGAAGUACAACCCUCUUAUAGCAGGAUGGGGGGAUGUUGCGUAUCGCGGUCCCUCGGCAACCCAUCUUCAAGUAGCUCAGGUUCCUGUAGUUAGUAACUCAGCGUGCAAAGAAACAUACAAACCAUACAAAAAGCAGGUGAUAGAUGAAAGAGUGUUAUGUGCCGGUUGGAAGGAUGGAAGACAGGAUGCCUGUCAGGGUGACAGUGGAGGACCCCUGAUGCAGCCCAUUUGGAACUCGGAAACCUACCAGACAUUCUUCUACCAAAUCGGCAUAGUUUCCUUUGGAAAUAAAUGCGCUGAGCCCGGAUUCCCCGGCGUAUACACACGAGUCACACACUUUGUUCCAUGGCUAGAAAAGAGGAUAAUCGGAUCUUAAUUUAUAUCCAUCCAAUUAUAGCAACAGAAAGACCGCAAUUUCUGCAAUUAUAGAGCAUAUUUUUAUCUUUAACAUCCAUGGAAUGAAUAGGGAUGGAAACCGCUUUGGUUUUCAUUUGGAACUUGAAACAGUAUUCAAUUUUAUUACCAUAUAUCUACAAUAUCUAUUGAUUACGAUUACUGUAGUACUCCUAUUUAUAUAUGCCGUAAUUACAUCAUAGUAUUAUUGUUUUAUAAAUUUUGCUGGUAUCUUUUUUGUGAAUAAGGCAAAUCUCGAAUAGAAAAAUUUCCCGAAUGUAUUUUAGUAAGUCCUUCGUUCAAAUGGCGUUCGUCUAUAUAUUACUGUGCCCAGUGAGACAUUAUUGUAUUUAUUUUAGACCAUAAUAUUGCAUAUAGUAUAUGAAAAUUCUAAUGUAUGUGGAAUGACAGAAAACAUAAAUAUUUUAGAUAUUAAAUAGAUUCAAACCUCAAUUUCUGUUAGAAAUCUUAAUAAUUACAACUCAUUGGUAUAUUGGCCCUUAGGUGGCCCAGUUUUUGUAUCGACAUUUUUUAUUGUUUCAAAUAUUAAAGCAAACAUUAUUUUGACGUAUGACAGUUCGCCGAUAGCGUGACUUAAUAUUAAGUUAAGCUUGGUUAAAGAAAGUACAUAUGUGAACUCUAAUACUAUAAAUAUGUUAGCAGUAAGCACUCAAAAACAACAUUAGUUCAUAAGGUUGUGUAUUAAAUUAAUAUAAAGACUAUGUGAUAUUAGUUUAUAUUUAUGUUACUUACUCAGUCAUUCGUUCUGAAUUUUAAAUUAAACAUUAUCAAAGAUCAGUAAGUGUACAAUAAUCCAAUCGGAACGGUCAGUUGCAACAUCCAAGUAUUAAGUAUUUUUUUUAUCGCGUGGGGCCUUGAGCCUCGUGUUUCACCUCCUAAUCUUUCCGGCUCUUUCCCUGUAAUUGUACGUCGCUUUUACUAGGCUCGCAUCCGCUUUUCUAGCGGGUUUCAAGCAAACGCCUUGCUUGGGGAUAUACUUUGAAUAAAUCCCCAUAUAGCUUUAUUAAUAAUUUAAAUGCAGGAUAAUGGAUACUCCGAAUUAACUGUAUAAAAAUAAAACUAAUUUUAUUGGAAUGGAAAACUAGUAAUAUACCUAUUCAUACUCAGAUAUUUUAUACAUCAAUGAUAGCUAGUUGUUAUGAAUUUGUGGCAAUAAAAGAUUUUGUAUGUU